AUGGUGAUCUCCCAAUCCCCACCCUCUCGAAUCGCCCUCCAGCGCCUGCACAUAAUCCAAGCCACGACAGGAACAACCCCCCGCAGCCAAAUGGCAACCCUCGUCCCAGGCGCAGCGCCCUCUCGCGCACCAUGGCGCGACCUACUAACCUCCCAUCUCAACAAGACACCCUCCUACGACUUCACCAUCGCCACCGUCGCCCACGACGCCCAGAACCGGCCCGUGCCUCGCGUGCGCACCUGCGGCUGCCGCGGCUUCUUCCCCGAGCUCGAGCUGCAUCCCAACGGACAGGAAGAUAUGUGGCAGCAGGUAGACGAGGGCGAGAACCCGGCGGUGGUCGAGAGCGAUAUGCUGGCGUUCACGACGGAUGUGCGCAUGGAGAAGCUCUCGCAGCUCGAGUCGUCUGGACGGGCGAUUGAGGCUGUGUUUUGGUUUAAGGAUUUGAUGGCGCAGUGGCGGGUCAAAGGGAGGGCGUUUGCUAUUGGGGAUCCCAGGGGAGAACAGGCGGAACGGGUUGCGCGCAGUGAGAUCCAGAAGGGGUUGAGGGUUAAGCAUGGCGAUGAUCAUGGUGAUGAUGGCUCUGGUUUGGGGAAGUGGUCUUGGGAUAAGGCUGUGACCAAGUACUUUGCUAACCAUUCUCCGGUUAUGAGAGUUCCCAGUGACUCGGCCUUGGGUCUGGGUCAGAAAGUCAAGGACCUGCACGACCCUGUAGCACGGGCAAACUUCAGAGUCGUCGUCAUCCAGCCUGAAGAAGUGGAGCGCUUAGAUCUAACAGAUUAUGAGAAUCCCCGGCGCUGGAAAUGGACUUUGGUCAGUCAGCCUGUCGGAGAUGGUCAAGGUGACCAGUGGGCUGAAACCGAACUGUGGCCAUGA
This is a messenger RNA of Penicillium alfredii, 873 nucleotides long. RefSeq lists its product as uncharacterized. The transcript is spliced from 2 exons. Bases 1 to 873 code for a protein of 290 amino acids. The record is from RefSeq and is a predicted model, not a curated record. NCBI's taxonomy places the organism in Eukaryota, Fungi, Ascomycota, Eurotiomycetes, Eurotiales, Aspergillaceae. Gene Ontology annotation, molecular function: FMN binding.